Octopus sinensis (East Asian common octopus) is the source of this 761-nucleotide messenger RNA. RefSeq names its product zinc finger protein 3-like. Lineage: Eukaryota; Metazoa; Mollusca; Cephalopoda; Octopoda; Octopodidae. The transcript is spliced from 2 exons. The record is from RefSeq and is a predicted model, not a curated record. Gene Ontology annotation, biological process: regulation of DNA-templated transcription. Gene Ontology annotation, molecular function: RNA polymerase II cis-regulatory region sequence-specific DNA binding; DNA-binding transcription factor activity, RNA polymerase II-specific. Bases 168 to 761 code for a protein of 197 amino acids.
UUUGUUUGGAAUUAACUAUUAAAGCAAAAAGAAGCAAAAUAUCCAUAUAUUUUGGUGAGAGGAGAAAUAUUAUUAAAAAGUUGUUGAUCUGUACAACUUGAAGGUUCGAUUUUAUUUUUCUUGAAGAAAUAUCGGAGGAAUACGGAACAUCAUCAUAUGACUGUGGCAUGUACAAAAUGUCAUUUUUAGAAAAACGUAAAUCCAGUGAACACCAAGAAAUUCAUACAAGUCAAGACCCAUAUCGCUGUGAUAUCUGUGGUAAAUCAUUCUCUGUUAGCGGUAGCUUAACGAAACACAAACGCAUUCAUACUGGAGAGAAACCAUAUCACUGUGAUAUCUGUGGUAAAUCAUUGUCUGACAGGAGUGGCUUAAUUCAACACAAACGUACUCAUACAGGUGAGAAACCAUACCACUGUGAUAUCUGUGGUAAAUCAUUCUCUUUUGGCAGUAGCUUAACGAAACACAAACGUGUUCAUACUGGAGAGAAACCAUAUCACUGUAAUAUCUGUGGUAAAUCAUUCUCUGAUGGCACUAACUUAACCCAACACAAGCGGUUUCAUACAGGGAAGAAACCAUAUCACUGUAAUAUCUGUGGUAAAUCAUUCUAUCAAGAAUUUAACUUAACUACUCACAGACGGGUUCAUGGAGGGGAGAAACCAUAUCCCUGUAUGGAACCGUAUCACUGCGAUAUUUGUGGUAAAUCAUUCCCAGACUUAGCUUCUCACAAGUGUAUUCAUACAGGUGAGGAACCAUAUCACUGA